Messenger RNA from Vicugna pacos (alpaca), 5345 nucleotides. NCBI's taxonomy places the organism in Eukaryota, Metazoa, Chordata, Mammalia, Artiodactyla, Camelidae. The record is from RefSeq and is a predicted model, not a curated record.
GGCGCGCGGCCUCGGUGCUCGCGCGACCGGGCCGAGGCGGUGCGGUACCCUCCGCCCUCUGAGCUGUCUGCUUAUUUUUUCUUUCUUUUUCACAAUUGUGAACAUUUUGCAAGACGAGAGGUUUGCGGCAGGUGAGAGCAUCCUGCCCGUGGCCGAGGAGCCCGCGGGCACUUGGCGCGCUCUCCGGGGACCUUCUGCAUUGGGAACCCGAAAGUUUUUGUUUUAUAUUUUCACGCAGAUGUGUUUAUAAAGACAUAAGUAAUUUUUUUUUCUUCUCUUGUCUCCACCGCCUUGAAAGAGACUACUUUCGGCAAAGGACGGAGGAAAACCCUCAGCAACAUUUUGGAGAGCGUUUUUUUUUUUUUUUAAGAAAAAUAAUUUGAGUGCAUCGCAAUGGAGAAAAUGUCCCGACCGCUCCCCCUGAAUCCUACCUUUAUCCCGCCUCCCUACGGCGUGCUCAGGUCCUUGCUGGAGAACCCGCUGAAGCUCCCCCUUCAUCACGAAGACGCAUUUAGUAAAGAUAAAGACAAGGAAAAGAAGCUGGAUGAUGAGAGCAAUAGCCCGACGGUCCCCCAGUCGGCAUUCUUGGGACCCACCUUAUGGGACAAAACCCUUCCCUAUGACGGAGAUACUUUCCAGUUGGAAUACAUGGACCUGGAGGAGUUUUUGUCGGAAAAUGGCAUUCCCCCCAGCCCGUCGCAGCAUGACCACAGCCCUCACCCUCCCGGGCUGCAGCCGGCUUCCUCAGCUGCCCCGUCCGUCAUGGACCUCAGCAGUCGGGCCUCCGCACCCAUUCACCCUGGCAUCCCGUCCCCGAACUGUAUGCAGAGCCCCAUCAGACCAGGCCAGCUGCUGCCAGCAAACCGCAAUACACCCAGCCCCAUCGACCCAGACACCAUCCAGGUGCCAGUGGGCUACGAGCCAGACCCGGCCGACCUCGCCCUCUCCAGCAUCCCCGGGCAGGAAAUGUUUGACCCUCGCAAACGCAAGUUCUCCGAGGAAGAACUGAAGCCACAGCCCAUGAUUAAGAAAGCUCGCAAAGUCUUCAUCCCUGAUGAUCUGAAGGACGACAAGUACUGGGCGCGGCGGCGGAAGAACAACAUGGCAGCCAAGCGCUCCCGGGACGCACGGAGGCUCAAGGAGAACCAGAUCGCCAUCCGGGCGUCCUUCCUGGAGAAGGAGAACUCGGCGCUGCGCCAGGAGGUGGCCGACCUGCGCAAGGAGCUGGGCAAGUGCAAGAACAUCCUGGCCAAGUAUGAGGCCAGGCACGGGCCCCUGUAGGGACAGUGGCUUCCCGGCUGAGAGCACCGCACUCGACCGACCUUUCUGACAUCAGCACUUUACCAGGCGCAUCAACACAACGGACUCACAAUCUGUGUGUAUGUGUGUGUGUGAGAUUGUGUUUGUGCCCAUGUAUGGGGUGUGUGUGCGUGUGUGUGUGCGCGCGCGCGUGUAUGCGCGCCCGCGUCCCUUUGCACUUGCCAUUUUGAUAGCCCUCCAUCAUCCUUUAGCUCCCAAAAUGAAAGGUGCCAUGUUUUUACUGGACCGCAGAGACCUCUCGUGGAUUUUCCUGCCCCUCCCUUCUCCUCCGCGCCUGCCCUUUCAGCGAUGCUUCAUGUCGGCUCCUACCUACUCUCCCAGGACCCUCCGCUUGGACCCACUCCGAGGGGGCCCUGGCGAAAUAGUAGAUCUCGGUUUUCCAGACCGUAAGCUCUUGUUCUGUCGAAUCUGAAAGUUACCAUGCUAACGAGGUGCACAGAAUAACUUCGCACUACCCUGCGGCUCUCUUCAGUUAUAGGUUGCUUUCCUCAUAUUUUCAGUUUUGGUGAUAAUCGUCUUCAAAUUUAAAGUGCUGUUUAGAUUGAUUAAAUCCCAUAUUUACUUACUGCUGUCUACUAAGUUUCCUUUUAUCUCUACCGACCCCAGUAAGUAAGAGUACUAUUAUAGAACACAGAGUGUGUUUUUGCACUGUCUGUACCUAAAGCAAUAAUCCUAUUGUACGCUAGAGCAUGCUGCCUGAGUAUUACUAGUGGACGUAGGAUAUCUUCCCUACCUAAGAAUUUCAGUGUCUUUUAAAAAAGCAAAAAUUACAGUAAUGCAUUUGAGCAUGCCCAGAACAUCCCCAGGACAGGGAAGCAGAGGGAAAUGCCAGGUCUAAGAACGAGAGGUUAACUCAUCAAUACACAGCCGAAAAAUGCAUCUUGGAACAGCUUUUGACAUUGAUGUGUUGGCUUUUUUUCCUCCCCUUUCCCACAUCCCCUACCCUCCACUUUUCUAGUUAAUUUUUUCCAUAUCCCUCUUGAUAUGCAGUACAACUCAAUCACUUAAGAUUCAGUUUUCUCCAUUUUUUGUAGUAUAUAUAUUUUUGUGGAUUAUACCUUGUUUUGAAAAUCAGUCAAUUAAGUUAAUAAGUUGAUGUUUUGUAAAACCCUUUUUUCUAGUGGUGUCAUUUUUUGAAUGCUUCAUAAAUUAAUGACUCUGGAGCUUAUGUUUCUUAUUCUGUUUGCUUUUGAACGUAUGUCCUCUUAUAAAGUGGACUUCUGAAAAAUGAAUGUAAAAGACACUGGUGUAUCUCAGAAGGGGAUGGUGUUGUCACAAACUGUGGUGAAGCCAAUCAAUUUACAUGUUUACUGUAGACCAAAAGGAGAGAUUGUUAAAUUGUUUAAUGUUUAUACAGAGUAAUUAUAGGAAGUUCUUUUUGUACAGUAUUUUUCAGAUAUAAAUACUGACAAUGUAUUUUGGAAGACAUAUAUUAUAUAUAGCAAAGAGAAAAGGAAAAACUAUUCCAUGUUUUAAAGUUAUAUAGCAAAGAUAUAUAUUCAUCAAUGUUGUACAGAAAAGAAGUGCUUGGGGCUUUCUGAAGUCUUUAAUAUUUUAAGCCUAUCACUGACACAUCAGCAUGUUUUCUGCUUUAAAUUAAAAUUUUAUGACAGUAUCGAAGCUUGCUGUGACGAAUUCUGCUCUAAAGUAUAUCAGGAGCUUUCUUACUUCCUAUUAGGCCUCAGAAAGAAGUUGGUUAACGUCAUCCAAAAACACAAAAUGGAUGUUAGUCAAAUAUUUAUUGGAUGAUACUGUGUUUUUUAGGAAAAGCAUCUGCCACAAAAAUGUUCAUUUCAAAAUUAUGAGUUCCUGGAAUGGAAUAUCACUGCAGGCAUCCCAAACAAUUCUGUUCUCCUCUGUGGGCACGUGCAUCUUACCCAGUAUAAGGUUGAUAUCGGUGCUAUGUGUGUGGUUCAUAAUUCGAUAGAUGUUUCGAAUUUAAAGACGACCGUUCUAUUGUUUCACUGACUUGUGUUAUGUCAAAAGAUCCUGCUGUUGCAAAUAUUUUCUGCUAGAUUAAAGUACCCUUCUGUUGGUGGGAUUUCCUAGUUUCCUGCCUCCAGAGUAUCUAAUUCUUUGAUGACCUGGUGGUCUCCUUGUCAGUGCAUCAGUAGUGCUUCUCUAACAGUGUCAUGGUCUUGGGAAACCUGACUAGUAGGAUGCCCCUACUGUGUCCAUUUUGUCCCAAGCUACAGAUUAUAGUGGAAGAUGGGAGAGCAUUAGAGUUGAAAUAUGUUGUUCAUGGCUAAUAAAAUAAACAAAACCUUUGGCAAGCUUAGGCAGAAAGGAGUAAGUGACAUUCAGAAAGAGACACACGCGGACACAGAGUUGGCCUUUUUAUAGGCAAAGAGACUAACUGAGGCAGAAUUGCAACAUGGCAGGAUCACUAAAACAGAAACAAAUGAUGCCUUUAAGUGGAGAGGUGUUGAAGGAUUGCACCGUAGACCAUCCAAAUUCAUUGAAGUACAAAAUGGUAGCUGGAAAAAACCAUUUGAGCACUAGUCUUUCUGAAAUUUGGUUGUUUGUAUCAAAUGAGAAUUACAAUCAUGUUUUCUGCAGAAAAAAAAAUUAAAAGAUCAUAAUAAAACUUACUCUUUGGCCUGCCAGGGGAGGUUUCAGAAACCUACCUCGUCUUAAAAAUUUUUAAACUUUGGAGUCUGUACAGGUGCCUUAUAUGUAGGUCAUUGUCACCACAUGAACAGGAGUGCUCACCCCUGGACUCACUGCCUUCUGUCCAGGGCAGUUAACUAGUAAAUAAGUCAGUUCUGCUAAAUGGCGUGGGAAGCUGUGGCCCAAUUUGGAAAUACUUGGAUCAUCUGGGGUCAGAUGAGUUCUGCAGACUGCAGCUAUUAAAAGAGUCCUGUUGUCAUUUUUCACCUUUUCAUCAUAAGCAUCUCUCAGAGAUUAAUUACUUGGCCAUUAAAAAUGAAUCCAAGUCAUAUUAUGCCAACAUCAUUUAGACGUGAUUUGGUAUGAGCGGCCUAGGACUUCCUGACAAGGUCACAGCAUCCUUUCUUUUGACUAGACUUGCAAAGAAAGGCUUAAUUUGGUCAGCUUAUCCUACUUGGGCUAGAUUGAGGACAUAUGUAGGGAGUGGGAGGGCUCCAAGUGAUCACUUCCUCUUCUGGGGAGAGUGGCCACCUUUGGACCAUUCAGAACCCACAGUGGGCAAGAUCAUGAUAGGCCUUUUAUCUUCAAGUAUAACAGGGCCUCUGUCAAACCGUCCCUUGACCUUGAAGCAGAAGGACCACUGGUUUGAAGAGCACUCAGACGGAAUUCUGGCAUUGGGUGGAGAGGAAGCUGUAGCCCAGAGGUUCCUUCCAACUCACUGGUUUUGUGAGGGAAUUGACAAUAGUUCUAAAUGUACGUUUAAAAGAUCUUGGGUCUGUUUUCAGAAAAGUCAAGAAGAAUUUUAAGUAGAGUCCCUCCCACCCCCUUCUACUAUAAAGUGAAACAAAAGACAUUCUGUAAAGUGCAAAGUAGUUUAUCUACUUCCCCCCUAAUGUUCCUUUUAGGAAAACUCAAAACUUUAUCUGAGUUAAUCAGAGCAAUCCCAGAAGAUGGUGGACACCUUCUGCUCUCAGUCUGCCAGCUUCCUGCCGAGGGCUCCUAGCCCCCCACUGGAGAGGCCAAGAACGCCUCUAGGUUUUCUCUACAAUUAAUAAUGUCAUUUUAAAAAAAAAAAAAACAAGCAAAGCCAUGUCCUCAAAUUUGAUCCAUUGGUUUGGCAACCAAUGUCAGUACAUGUUACAGAGGGCCAAGUGUAUGUAGAAGAACGUGUGUGUGUGUGUGUGAGUAGUUAAGACAUAAAAUCUUUCAUUUUGGAGCACCUUCCCAAACAUGACAGUAAUCCACCAUUAUCCUUUUUGGCAACACCACAAAGAUCGCAUCUGUUAAACAGGUACAAGUUCACUUGAGGUCAGUUUAAUUGUACACCAUGGCAUUGGUGGUGUUUAUGCUGUUAAGUCCAAACCUUUAUCUGUGUGUUAUUCUUAAUGUUUAAUAAACUUUGAAUUAUUUCCCGU